AUGAACGACGAUGAUAUAAGUGUGGAGAGUAGACUCCAGGAAUUGGGACCCUCUGACUCCAUAAAUGUGGUACAGUUAUUGAAACAGGAAGAUCAGGAAAUAGAGGCGAAAUUGGGGCUAGACAGUGGGAUUCUAGACGUACAUCGCACUAUCAAGGAACAUCCGGGGCUUGAAAAAAGAGUCGGGGCCAUUUUGGAUAAAUUCUACCCUCGCGAAAGAUCUCAGAGUCAUACAGAAAGAUAUGAGGAAGACAUAGAUGACAUUUACGAUGUAGAGGAGCACCGCGAGAAAUCGGACGUUACAAAGAAAGAUAUGGGGUCUGCAAAAGACGUAGUACCGCCCGAAAAUUUCAGUCACAUUGUGGGCGAGAUAUACAGGUCGAGUUUCCCUCGACCGGAAAACUUCCCGUUCUUGCAAAACAGCAUUAAGCUCAAAUCUAUCAUGGUACUUUUCCCAGAAGAGUAUCCGCAAGAGAACUUGGAUUUCAUGUCCAAGGCUGGGAUCAAGCUCUUUCAAAUAGGCAUGAGCGGGAACAAGGAGCCGUUUGUGAACAUUCCCUCGGACUUGCUAACUAGUGCGCUGGAAGUAGCCAUAAAUCCCGAAAACCACCCAAUUCUGAUACACUGCAACCGAGGCAAACAUCGAACAGGGUGUUUAGUUGGAUGCAUCCGACGAUUGCAAAAUUGGUCUCUGACGAUGAUUUUCGAUGAGUACCGGCGGUUUGCGUUUCCCAAGGCCAGAGCACUGGACCAGCAAUUUAUCGAGAUGUAUGACGAGGAUAAGAUCAAGCAGAUAGCGAAGGAGAAAAACUGGCUGCCCAUUAAGUGGUAG
Messenger RNA from Lachancea meyersii CBS 8951, 831 nucleotides. The record is from the annotation of a GenBank genome assembly. Lineage: Eukaryota; Fungi; Ascomycota; Saccharomycetes; Saccharomycetales; Saccharomycetaceae.